AUGAAGCUCUCCACGGUACUCUCCGGCCUCUCUGUCGUGGCCGGCACGGCCAACGCAGCCAUCCAGGGGUUCAACUACGGAGCCUUCUUCAACAACCAGGCGGCCAAGCAGCAGGUUGAUUUCGCAUAUGAGUUCAACAAGGCAAAGAACCUGCCCAACCAAUCAGGGUGGAAUGCCGCGCGGUUAUACACGAUGGUCCAGUGGGGGACCACAAGUGACGUCGUGUCGGCCAUCCCAGCCGCCAUCAACUCCCAGACUCGUCUGCUGCUCGGCCUGUGGACCUCGGGCGGCAGCUUCCCCAACGAGCUCAAGGCGCUUCAGACAGCCAUCAACCAGUACGGCACCGCCUUCACCGACCUCGUGGUCGGCAUCUCAGUAGGCAGCGAGGACCUGUACAGGAACCAGAACAAUGAGGUGGGGAUCGGGCCGGACGAGCUUGUGGGCUACAUCAACCAGGUGCGCAGCACGAUCGCGGGCACGUCGCUGCAGGGCAAGCCGAUCGGGCACGUGGACACGUGGAACAUGUGGCUGGACGGGGCCAACAGCAAGGUGGUGGCGGCGGUGGACUGGGUGGGCAUGGACGCGUACCCGUACUUCCAGUCGGCGUUUGACAACCGGAUCGAGAACGCCAACUCGCUGUUCUGGAGCGCGUACGACCAGACCAAGGCGGCGGCGCAGGGCAAGGACGUGUGGGUGACGGAGACGGGGUGGCCUGUCAGCGGCGACACGGUCAACGGCGCGGUGCCCAGCGCGCAGAACGCGCAGACGUACUGGAAGCAGGUGUCGUGCGGGCUCAUCUCGCGCAACAUCAACACGUUCUGGUACAUGCUGCAGGAGAGCCAGUGGGGGCAGGCCAACCCGGACUUUGGCAUCUACGGGGCGGGCGACCUGGGCACGCUGUCGCCUCAGUUCGACCUGUCUUGCUAA
This is a messenger RNA of Diaporthe amygdali, 927 nucleotides long. RefSeq lists its product as uncharacterized. Gene Ontology annotation, molecular function: glucan endo-1,3-beta-D-glucosidase activity; 1,3-beta-glucanosyltransferase activity. The record is from RefSeq and is a predicted model, not a curated record. Gene Ontology annotation, biological process: cell wall organization; carbohydrate metabolic process. Lineage: Eukaryota; Fungi; Ascomycota; Sordariomycetes; Diaporthales; Diaporthaceae. Gene Ontology annotation, cellular component: extracellular region; fungal-type cell wall; cell surface. The transcript has a single exon. The coding region runs from base 1 to 927 and encodes 308 amino acids.